AUGGACGAUUGCUGUGCGGUGUGUGCCGACACCCUGGAAUGGGUUGCCUAUGGGGCUUGUGGCCAUAAGGAGGUCUGCUCCACCUGCGUGGCUCGCCUCCGUUUCAUCUGCGAGGACCGCCGUUGCUGUAUCUGCAAGACCGAGUCCAACGUCGUUUUUGUCACCAAGGCUUUAGGAGACUAUACCAAGAUGGUUAGAGACUUGCCAUCUAAAGCAAGGGAGGGUCGCUGUGGAUCAUAUUGGUACCAUGAGGUCACACAAGCAUUUUUCGACGAUGCGGAUCACUACAAGAUGAUCAAGGCAGUGUGCAAUCUUUCAUGCAGUGAAUGUGACAAGAUGGAGGAGAAAUCGACGAUUCGGUUUCGGAACAUUGAACAGCUCAAGUCUCACUUGUUCCACCAGCAUAGGUUGUCUAUGUGUCCUCUAUGUUUCGAAGGGAGGAAGGUGUUUGUAUGUGAACAAAAGCUUUAUACUAACGCACAGUUGAAACGGCAUACAAGUACAGGGGACUCUGUAGUUGAUGGAAGUGAGAGCGAAAGAGGUGGCUUCAAGGGACAUCCUAUGUGCAAGUUUUGCAAAAUUGGAUUCUACGGCGAGAAUGAACUGUAUGCUCACAUGACUACUGGUCACUAUAAGUGUCACUUAUGUCGCAAUUCUGGAGAACAGUAUGAAUAUUAUAAGAAUUAUGAUGACCUCGAGUUGCACUUCAGCCGAGACCAUUUUCUAUGUGAAGAUGAGUCCUGCCUUGAGAAAAAGUUUGUGGUGUUCCGAUCCGAGGCAGAAUUGAAGAAGCACAGUACUAUGGCACAUGGGGGGCGUAUGUCUCGCUCCAAGCGUAAUGCUGCUCUCCAGUUACCAACUAGCUUCAGAUAUGGACCAAGUAAUGAUCAAGAUAGUAGGCGUAGAAGAGUUCGUGGCAAUCCUUCUAAUGAUCAAGCAAGCAGUUUGGAGACACCUAAUGCUGAUGAUAGAACAUUACAUGAUCCUUCAUCAUCCGCUAGGCAAGCUGGUAGUUCGGAAUCACUUGGAGAUACAAGUGACAUUGAUCCAAUCAUUAAGCCACUUGAGUCCUUAAGGACACCUUCAAGUGAUUCAGAAGCAUCAUCAAGGUACCUUCAAGUAGCUUUGGGAAAAAAUAGUGGGAAAGUGAAAGCGCAAUUGGAGGACUCUUCCUUAUUUCCUCCGCUUGCACCUGGCUGCAGCAGCAGUCAACUGACACCCAAACCUGAAUCGGAUCAUGGUUUUCCUAACAACAAUACCAUGGCAGCACAUCUCCGUAGGCAAAACAACCGCAAGAUGGCUGUUGAAUGUCCUGAUACUAAGCCUGCUGUUAUUAGUUCUAGUGAGGCUUGGCCAGCAGCGGGGCGUGUAGCACCACCUACUAGUUCAUCUCAAACGUCAUGGCCUAAAACUAAUGUUUCAGGGAUGGUCUCAGAAGUUACUAAGCCUACUGUUAGUUCUAGUCAGGCUUGGCCAGCAGCGGGGCGUGUAGCACCACCUACUAGUUCAUCUCAGAUGCCGUGGCCUAAAACUAAUGUUUCAGGGAUGGCCUCAGAAGUUACUAAGCCUGCCGUUAGUUCUAGUCAGGCUUGGCCAGCAGCUGGGCGUGUAGCUCCACCUACUAGUUCAUCUCAGAUGCCGUGGCCUAAAACUAAUGUUUCAGGGAUGGCCUCAGAAGUUACUAAGCCUACUGUUAGUUCUAGUCAGGCUUGGCCAGCAGCUGGGCGUGUAGCUCCACCUACUAACUCAUCUCAGACGGCAUGGCCCGAAGCAAAUGUGAGUGCAGCAGCACCUACUAGUUCAUCUCAGAAGCUGUUGUCUAAAACUAAUAGUCAGAACAAGGCGUGGCCGAAGGUUUCAGGUUGUGGUCAGAACAAGAUUGCCUUUGGUAAGGGAGCAGGACAUUCCAGCUAUGCAAGCUCCACUCUGCAGGCUCAAGUUGAGAACCGAGAGACAUCAACAGAAGUGCACAAGUGCGUAAGUUUGGAUUCCAGCUUGGAUUUCCCUCCAGUUUCUGCAGCACAAGUAGUGCAAAAGUUGCCCCAGCAAACUAGUGAGCUUUUGUUGAAAGUUGGGGAUUUUCAAGCUGCUAAUAAGUCCUUGGUGGAAAAUAUCCGCGCAGCUGUCGACUUUGAUGAAGACAAAUACACUGCAUUUAAGGACAUAUCUGUACAGUAUAGUCAGGGAUUAGUGGACAUAAAAGUGUAUUUUAAUUUUGUGAGGCAGUUUGGGUUGUUACAUCUUGUCCUUGACUUGGCUAGACUGUGCCCCAAUGCUGAGAAGCAGCAAGAGCUAAUUGAUGCCUACGAUAACAGUAUGAGAAGCAAUGGUGCAGAAGAGGAUGAUGGAUGGUCUCAGGUCAAGGUCCGAUUGAAAGAUUCGAAGAAAGGUAAAGGGAAGAGUUCUAAGAAUGGCUCUACUGCAGCACCAGUUUUAGAUCUCAGUAAUUCCGCCAGAGGAUUGCCCGUCCAGGGUGUUUGGCGAAAUAAAGGCGGCCAUAAACUUUUUGGUUAG
Rosa rugosa (rugosa rose) is the source of this 2514-nucleotide messenger RNA. RefSeq lists its product as uncharacterized. The record is from RefSeq and is a predicted model, not a curated record. NCBI's taxonomy places the organism in Eukaryota, Viridiplantae, Streptophyta, Magnoliopsida, Rosales, Rosaceae. Gene Ontology annotation, molecular function: ribosome binding; ubiquitin protein ligase activity. Bases 1 to 2514 code for a protein of 837 amino acids. Gene Ontology annotation, biological process: protein ubiquitination; rescue of stalled cytosolic ribosome. The transcript has a single exon.